Apis mellifera (honey bee) is the source of this 759-nucleotide messenger RNA. It is a transcript of the gene mge, whose product is annotated as mitochondrial import receptor subunit TOM22 homolog. Lineage: Eukaryota; Metazoa; Arthropoda; Insecta; Hymenoptera; Apidae. The coding region runs from base 137 to 568 and encodes 143 amino acids. The transcript is spliced from 4 exons. Gene Ontology annotation, biological process: intracellular protein transport. Gene Ontology annotation, cellular component: mitochondrial outer membrane. The record is from RefSeq and is a predicted model, not a curated record.
UUUUUAUCAAACAGUCGUACCAACACGUAGCAUCGCAAAUACAAUUUAGAAACUUCCGCGACCAUAGCAAAGUUGUUCCGCAUCUACUUUACACCGGUGUGAAUUGCUGUACAUAUAAUAUUUAUCCCAACAUACGAUGUCUAGAGUAGACGAAGUCGAAGAAGUAGAUCAAUCGGCGGACAGCGGCAUGGGUAGUAGCGACGCACAUUCUCCCGAGGUGAAAUCGCUUUUUCCCGAUGACGAGGAUGACGAAGAGGAUGAAAGCUUGGCAGAAAGAUUAUUGGGACUUACGGAAAUGUUUCCGGAAGAAGUACGUAAUUUGGGAUAUAACGUCGGUACUUGUUUAUGCAAUUGUAUGAAAGGGUUAUACGCAUUUUCAUGUUCAGCAGCAUGGUUAUUCUUCAGUUCAUCAGCCAUUUUAUUUGCACCUAUAUUGUUCGAAAUAGAACGAGUGCAAAUGGAGGAAGCACAACGCACUCAACAAAAACAGGUUUUAUUAGGUCCUAGUAAAGCCAUGUCAGGCGUAAGCGCUUCGAGUCUUCCAAUGGCUCCACCGGUUCAGCAAUAAUAGCAAUGAUACCGUCGAUGUUGCAUUCGAAUCAUCAGAAGUCGAUCGUUCCGUUCACCGUUUCUAUUUAUAUUAGUAUAACAACUCCAAUUCUAAUAUCUCACAAACGCUCGUACAUCCAUAAGUUUAUCAUAUAUUGUUCAUCGUAAAAAAUUCAAAUCAAAUAGUACAGAAAAGAACGAAACGAAUCA